Molecule: messenger RNA, 1243 nt
Organism: Pogona vitticeps (central bearded dragon)
Lineage: Eukaryota; Metazoa; Chordata; Lepidosauria; Squamata; Agamidae
Gene: YWHAG
Product: tyrosine 3-monooxygenase/tryptophan 5-monooxygenase activation protein gamma
Source: RefSeq, a predicted model, not a curated record
AAGAAGCCAGGGCGCCUGCGCAGACUCCACCCCACCCCUUCUCGCGUCGCUACUACAAGCCCGUCCGAGCAGUCGCGGCGUGUGCGUGUGGGAGAAAGCGAGAGGAAAGCCAGGCGGGCGAGUUGUCUCGCGCUGCUCAGGGGUAGCCGCCCUCGACCAACCGCCGGCCUCGCUCGGUCUCGCGCGGGAGCGCGCCCUUCAGCCUUCGAACGACCGGCCGACCAAUCGCCUGCUCGCCUUGUCGGCGCGCGCUUCUCUCUCUUUCUUUCUUUCUCUCUGUCUCUUUCCUUUUUUUGUCCUUUGAUUUUCUGUUUGCCUUCCGCCAAGCUCCCUCUUUUUCAUUAGCCUCGGUCGGGAGCAAAAAAAAAAAGAGAUUGAGAAAAAGAGAAAGAAACUUGUAUAUUAAUAUUAUUAUCACUUAAAAUCCGAGAAGACCUCCACCUCGUCUUCCUCUCCCCCGCCUUGCAAACCUCGCAAAGAUGGUGGACCGUGAACAGCUGGUGCAGAAAGCCCGGCUGGCCGAGCAAGCGGAGAGAUACGACGACAUGGCGGCCGCCAUGAAGAACGUGACGGAGCUCAACGAGCCGCUGUCCAAUGAAGAGCGGAACCUCUUGUCGGUGGCCUACAAGAACGUGGUGGGGGCCCGGCGCUCCUCUUGGCGGGUGAUCAGCAGCAUCGAGCAGAAGACCUCUGCUGACGGCAAUGAGAAGAAGAUCGAGAUGGUGCGGGCUUACCGCGAGAAGAUUGAGAAGGAGCUGGAAGCCGUCUGCCAGGACGUUCUCAGCCUCCUGGACAACUACCUGAUCAAGAACUGCAGCGAGACCCAGUACGAGAGCAAGGUCUUCUACCUGAAGAUGAAAGGGGACUAUUACCGCUACCUGGCCGAGGUGGCCACCGGGGAGAAGAGGGCAACGGUGGUAGAAUCCUCUGAGAAGGCCUACAGCGAAGCUCACGAGAUCAGCAAGGAACACAUGCAGCCGACUCACCCCAUCCGGCUGGGCCUGGCGCUUAACUACUCUGUUUUCUACUACGAGAUCCAGAACGCCCCCGAGCAAGCGUGCCACCUGGCCAAGACGGCGUUCGACGACGCCAUUGCCGAGCUGGACACCCUCAACGAGGACUCCUACAAAGACUCAACCCUCAUCAUGCAGCUGCUGCGCGAUAACCUAACGCUCUGGACAAGCGACCAGCAGGACGACGACGGCGGUGAAGGCAACAACUAGGCCCCCCUCGGACGGACUGG